AUAAGGCAAAGCUUUCUGCAAGGUAAUGUGAUUUCUGACAAUCACGGCUGCUCUUGGUACUACGAAUGGCACAGUUAGCCCAUGGUUCCACUGAGGCAGGGAUGUAUUGUUUUCAAAGCUGCUUUUUGCUGUGCUGAAUGGACUUGUGGCUGGAUUGUACUAACUGAUACCAAAGAGAACAGAAGACACCAUGUAUAAAAGGUACUUCACAGAGAUGAUGUGUUUUUGAUCAGGUGGAAGUAUCAGCUGAUGUGAAAUGAGCCUGUUGCUUUGGUUUGGAGGAGUCAGACCAUUUCUGCUUCUGUUGCUCCUGCUCUGCUGUGGGACCCUGCCAACCUGGACCAAGCCCAGCAGACACCAAGGGUCCCACAGACUCACACGCAACCACACAGAUGAUAUCAUACUUGCUGUCAUACUCCCUCAGCAUAAUACUUCCUACCCCUGGGCAUGGCCUCGUGUGGGACCCGCACUGGAGCAUGCCAUAGCCCACAUCAAUGCCAACCCCACUCUGCUGCCCCAACACCACCUUCGACACAUUUUUGCAAACAGUGAGGAUGGAGAUGGCAUCUGCUCGGAGUCUAUCGCCCCUCUCAUGGCUGUGGACCUGAAGUUUGAACACAACCCUUGGGCCUUUAUAGGACCUGGUUGCGACUAUACCUCCUCCCCUGUUGGGCUGUUCACGACUCAUUGGGGCCUCCCAAUGAUCACAGCAGGGGCCCCUGCCGUAGCUUUUCUGCAUGUGGAGAUGUACACUUCUAUAACUAAUACGGGUCCCACACACAAGAAACUGGGCGAGUAUGCCCUCCACCUAUACAGGCAUUUCGGCUGGCACCAACACACCCUGCUGAUGUUCAGUGACACUAAAAUGGGUGACAGGGCAUGCUACUUUGCCCUGGAGGGGCUGUACACUGAGAUGCAUGAGGAGAACAUCACAACCAUGGACCUGGUUUUCGAGGAGAAUAAAGGGCCUGUUAACUACUCUGAACUCCUGCAUAAGAUUCAGGAGGAUGGCAGAGUGGUGUUCGUGUGUUGCUCUCCGGAUGUUUUUCGUCAGUUGAUGGUGCACUUCCGCAGGGCAGGUCUCCCUCAGGAGGAGUUUGUAUUCUUCUACAUUGACAUCUUUGGACGUAGUUUGCAGUCCCAGUCUUCUAGGCCAUGGGCCAGAGGGGACCCAGAUGAUGCCCUUGCGAAGGAGGCCUUCCAGAGUGUGAAGAUUUUGACCUACCUAGAGCCCCAGAAUCAAGAGUACAAAGAAUUCAUCACUAAUCUGAAAUCAGAUGCCAAAAGAAUGUUCAACUUCACAGUGGAGGAUUCUUUGAUGAACAUCAUCUCAGGUGGUUUCUAUGAUGGUCUGAUGUUGUACUGCCAUGCUCUGAAUGAAAGUCUUUCAGAAGGACAAGGACGACCCUCAGGAGAGUCUGUCACUAAAAGAAUGUGGAACCGAACUUAUUAUGGGGUCACUGGUACGGUGCAAAUUGAUGAGAAUGGAGACAGAGAGACCGAUUUUGCCCUGUGGGACAUGACUGAAACCAACUACGGCAACUUUCAGCUUGUGGCAAUGUUUAAUGGCACACAGAAACAGAUGAAGAUUCUGCCGGGGAUAGCCAUCCAGUGGCCAGGGGGCAACAUACCUUUGGAUGUGCCCCUCUGUGGGUUUAAGAAUGAAAACCCUGCCUGUCGUGCACGAACUAUUGCAAUGCACCACAUGAUUUCAAUUGUAAUCUUCUUCAUCCUCAUCCUCAUCUUCACUGUGAUGGUGUUUAUAUACAGAAAGCUGAAGCUGGAGAAGGAGUUGGUCGCUCAGUUAUGGAGGAUCUCUUGGGAGGACAUUCAGAUGAGCAACCUGGAAAAGGCCAUGAGGAGCACUGGCAGCAAACUCACUCUCUCUCUGAGAGGUUCAAACUAUGGAUCACUGCUGACUGGUGAUGGAAAUUUCCAGGUGUUUGCAAAGACUAGCAACUUUAAGGGCAACAUCGUGGCAAUUAAAUAUAUCAACAGGAAGCGCAUCGAGUUAACGAGGAAAGUGUUGUUUGAACUGAAACACAUGAGAGAUGUGCAGAAUGAGCAUUUGACACGUUUUAUCGGCGCCUGCAUCGACCCACCCAAUAUCUGCAUUGUCACAGAAUACUGUCCUCGAGGCAGCCUGCAGGACAUCUUGGAGAAUGAAAGCAUCACACUAGACUGGAUGUUCAAAUAUUCUUUGAUCAGUGACAUAGUGAAGGGCAUGGCUUUCCUCCAUAACAGUGUAAUUGUAUCCCAUGGCAACCUGAAGUCAUCUAACUGUGUGGUAGACACUCGUUUUGUGCUCAAGAUCACAGACUAUGGGCUGUCCAGCAUCAGGACGGAGUCAGACACAGACGACGCACACUCUUAUUAUGCACGUAAGCUUUGGAUGGCUCCAGAGCUGUUGAGGUUGGAGAGCUUUUCUCCAGGUGGCACACAGAAAGGGGACGUCUAUAGUUUUGGCAUCAUCCUCCAGGAGGUGGCACUACGCAGAGGAGUCUUUUACCUGGAGGGUGACUUGCUCAGCCCCAAAGAGAUUGUGGAUCGAGUAGCACUGGUUGAAUGGCCGUACCUGCGGCCAUCAGUGAACCCUCAAACCCACAGUGAAGAGCUGGGCCAGCUGAUGCAGCGUUGCUGGGCUGAAGAACCAUCAGAUAGACCUGAGUUCAACCACAUUAGUGUAUUACUUCGUAAACAGAAUAGGGAGCACAGAAGUAAUAUCUUGGAUAAUCUUUUAUCUCGCAUGGAGCAGUAUGCUAAUAAUCUUGAGGAGCUGGUAGAGGAUAGAACUCAAGCCUACCAUGAGGAGAAACGCAAGGCAGAAACUUUACUGUACCAGAUCCUCCCUCAUUCAGUGGCAGAGCAGUUAAAGAAGGGUGAGACUGUGCAGGCUGAAGCUUUUGACUCUGUCACAAUCUACUUCAGUGAUAUUGUGGGCUUCACCUCUCUAUCAGCAGAGAGCACACCUAUGCAGGUUGUUACCCUCCUUAAUGAUCUCUACACCUGCUUUGAUGCCAUUAUAGACAAUUUUGAUGUUUACAAGGUGGAGACAAUAGGGGAUGCCUACAUGGUGGUUUCAGGACUGCCGGUACGGAACGGGAAAAUGCAUGGUCGUGAAAUCGCACGCAUGUCCCUUGCUCUAUUGGAGGCUGUCAAAACAUUUAAGAUUCGCCACCGACCUGACGAGCAGCUCAAAUUACGAAUCGGCAUCCACAGUGGCCCUGUCUGUGCAGGCGUAGUUGGGCUAAAGAUGCCCCGUUAUUGUCUUUUUGGAGACACAGUGAACACAUCCUCUCGGAUGGAGUCAAAUGGAGAACCUCUGAGGAUUCAUGUGUCGUCAGCCACUCGAGACGUGCUACAGGAGUUCAACUGCUUCCAGCUGGAGCUGAGAGGAGAUGUUGAGAUGAAGGGAAAGGGGAAGAUGAGGACCUAUUGGCUUCUGGGGGAGAGCAAGAACAGUGAAUGAAACAGCUUGAAUAAGAGCAAAUAGCUCCACGGGAUCAAUCGAGACACAGACUGUAGUCAAUUGCAUCCACAGGGAAACCUUCAAGACUGUUUGGGGCCAGUUCAGUUUGCUCAAGGCACACCUACAUUACUGUGUACAGCACUGUUGGAGGCAAAGUCUGACCUUUGAAUAUAUGGACUUCAAGGUGUUUUUUUUUUUUGUUAUAUGCUAUCACCAUUCAACACAAGUUGUUAUUGCAGUUGUAAUUCAAUGAAUAAAAGUAAGAUUGUGUGCUUUUGAACAUCACCCCCUGGUGGAUAGCUAGCAGCAUCAAGUUUGAUUUACUGUAUUUAAGUGUUAUUGCUUAUACCUAAUAUGUUUACUUUCAAGGGUGUAUGCAGGAGACAUAAUUAUGAGUUAUUGCUGGGGUUUUUAUAGGUCUUAUUCAUAUGGGUUGAUGAAAAGUCAGGCAUUAUUUACUUUUUUUUUUUUUUUUUACCAUUUUGUCAUUUUAUUUAUCUUGUGUAAAAUUGUAAACAACUCAUAUUCCAAAUCUUUUAUCUUCUCAAAUAGACCUGUCUGUCAAAUCACACUGAAUGAUUGAGUGGCUUUAGUUCUAAGAGACAUUUUUUGUUGCAUGUGGUUGAUGCCUCAGUUUUGUGAGCCACACAGAUCUACAGCAGCUUUAGGACACAUAUCAUAUAAAAUAAUGCAUAAAAAUAAACUCACUUACUGAUCAAUAAUACAGCUCAGUUUAAUUUUAGAUCUUUUGAAGGGGACUAUAUCACUGUUCUAAAACAGGGAAAAUGAGGUUGCUUAGCUGUGCCAUUAUAAUUUCAAAUGAUUGAAUUUUAUUUCAAAGAUCAGAUGUAAGUUUGCUGAGAACUACUUGUCAUGACACUGUUUUACAUGUUUUAUUGUGAUUCUGUCGCUGUGGGAAGAGUUUUAUUUUUAUUAUUUCUGUAACAUUUGUCAUGUUUUAUGGUUAGUCAAGUAGAAUCAUAAGCACACUGUAUGCUUACAUUUCUCAGCAUAGUGCUUUUAGGUAAUGAUUAAGCUGUUAACUUCUAGCACAAGGGUUUUUCAAUCAUUAGUAACCAGCAAAGCAGUUACUGCCCCUGAAACUGUCUCCAGAAUAUCCACAUAAGAUUGUAAUUAUUAUGCAGGAUUAUAAUGCAGCACAUUACAGACAUAAUUUCCAACUGUGCAAAUAA
Molecule: messenger RNA, 4662 nt
Organism: Xyrauchen texanus (razorback sucker)
Lineage: Eukaryota; Metazoa; Chordata; Actinopteri; Cypriniformes; Catostomidae
Product: atrial natriuretic peptide receptor 1-like
Exons: 22
Coding region: 257-3469 (1070 amino acids)
Biological process (GO): cGMP biosynthetic process; intracellular signal transduction; receptor guanylyl cyclase signaling pathway
Cellular component (GO): membrane
Molecular function (GO): ATP binding; protein kinase activity; peptide receptor activity
Source: RefSeq, a predicted model, not a curated record